AUGGAGAUCGCAGAGACCACGGAGACCCCAGGCGGCCAGCGCGCGCGCUGCCGCCUCCAGCCGCCCGCCGCUCCCGAAAGCCAGACGCAGCGCGGGGGCGCGGACUCCGGGUACCGCGUCUCGGCCCCGCCCUGCGCCUCCCCCGCUCCAUCCCUCCCGCCUGCGCCUCCCCAGCUCCUCCCCUCCGCUCUCUCACCCCCGCACCCUCCAGGCCCUCGCUCAGAUGCGGUCGGUUCUCCCGGGUCUGGGCUCACGUCUCCUCUGCGCGCCUUGUGCUGCCCACCUCGCAGAUCCGCAGGCUUCUGGAGACCGUGGGUGGAAGACCGUGGCGAGAAGGAGGAGGAGGCGCCGCACCACGCCGCGGAGGCGAUGCCAGAUGGCCCCGGAAUAACGGACGCCUCAGGAAAGCUUUCCCGAUACAGACACCCAGUCAGACUAUUUUGGCCAAAAUCAAAGUGUUACGAUUACUUAUAUCAAGAAGCAGAAGCUCUUCUGAAAAAAUUUCCAAUUCAAGCCACAAUUUCAUUUUAUGAAGAUUCUGAUAGCGAAGAAGAAAUUGAGGAGCUGAUCUGGGAACAUUAA
Messenger RNA from Eubalaena glacialis (North Atlantic right whale), 582 nucleotides. It is a transcript of the gene RIPPLY2, whose product is annotated as ripply transcriptional repressor 2. Gene Ontology annotation, biological process: embryonic pattern specification; negative regulation of transcription by RNA polymerase II. The record is from RefSeq and is a predicted model, not a curated record. Bases 1 to 582 code for a protein of 193 amino acids. NCBI's taxonomy places the organism in Eukaryota, Metazoa, Chordata, Mammalia, Artiodactyla, Balaenidae. The transcript has 3 exons. Gene Ontology annotation, cellular component: nucleus.